AUGGUUCAGAUGCAAUAUUCUUCCAUUAUUAAAGUUCAACGUUCCAAUAAUGGAGGAGAAUACAUUAAUUUUGAGUUGUCGAAGUUUCUCUGUGGUCAAGGGAUUCUCUAUGAAACCACAUGUCUGUAUACCCCACUGCAAAAUGGGGUUGCAGAGCGCAAAAAUCGUCACAUUUUGGAGACAGCCCGUGCCUUACUCCUUGGGGCCUCGGUCCUCACUCAACAUACUCCAGUGGUGUCUAGUAAUACUCUCACUCCUCGAGUGUUUGGUUGUGUGGCUUAUGUUCAUAUUCAAAAAUACAUCGUAGUAAAAUGGAUCUGUGUGCACUACGGUGUGUCUUUGUGGGUUUCUUGUCUCACCAAAAAAGGGGGAGAUGUGACUGUUGAACAACGUGUAGAACUUGGUACUGAGCCCAUACUAGGAGAGUCUCAGCAAGCUACUAUCAAGAAGAACCCUAUUAUUGAACAACCUUGUGCGGAGCCCAGUAUAUCCAUUAUUGUGGAGCCUAGUACGCAUUCUCUGUCUAAUUCUGAAGUGCCACCCAAUGCAUCUUCUCUGAAUAUGCCUGAGGUAAGUAUCGUAAGUGAUUGUCUAACUAAUCCAAGUGUAGCCAACUAUGUAUCAUGCAAUAAGCUUGCACCAGAGCAUCAGACUUUGGUAAGUAAUAUGGAGUCUAUCCAAGUACCAACUCGAGUGGAGGAAGCUCUAAAAGAUCCAAAGUGGGCAAAAGCAAUGGAUGAGGAAAUGUUGGUGGCUAAAGGAUAUACCCAAACAUAUGGGGUAGAUUACCAGGGGACUUUCUCCCCGGUUGCCAAGAUGAAUAUGGUACGUGUUCUUAUCUCUUUAGCUGCAAACAUGGAUUGGCCAUUAAAACAGUUUGAUGUGAAGAAUGCAUUUCUCCAUGGGAAUUUGGAGGAAGAAGUGUAUAUGGAUUUUCCUCCUGGAUAUAGCAAUGGUGAGAACACCGGAGUAUGUCGGUUGUGUAAGUCACUCUAUGGACUUAAGCAAUCGCCCCGUGCAUGGUUUGGUAGAUUUACCCAAGUCAUGAGAAAGAAUGGAUAUUGUCAAAGUCAUUCUGAUCACACUUUAUUUGUGAAGCGUAGACAGAAUAAAGUCACAACCUUGAUUAUCUAUGUAGAUGACAUGAUUAUAACAGGAAACGAUGCUGAUGAGAUGUCCAAGUUGCAAGGAAAUCUCACGGUCGAAUUCGAGAUGAAGGACUUAGGGGAUUUGAAGUAUUUCUUGGGAGUUGAAGUUGCUCGCUCGUCGAAAGGUAUCUUCUUGUCUCAACAUAAGUAUGUACUGGAUUUAUUAAAAGAAACUGGUAUGUUGGGAUGUAAGCCAGUAGAGACUCCUAUUGUUGAGAAGCAUCAUUUGUGUUUGGAUCCGAAGCAGGAAUUCGUUUAUAAGGGUAGAUAUCAUACACUUGUAGAGAGAUUGAUUUAUUUGGCUCAUACUCGUCCUGAUAUUGCCUACGCUAAAAAUGGGCAUUUGAGGAUUGAAGGGUUUACUGAUGCGGAUUGGGCAGGUGAUGUAACUGAUAGACGGUCUACUUCUGGAUAUUUUACCUUCUUUGGAGGGAAUUUGGUGACAUGGCGAAGUAAAAAACAGAAGCUGGUGUCACGGUCUUCAGCUGAGGCCGAAUAUAGAGGUAUGGCUCAAGGAAUCUGUAAAAUCCUUUGGCUCCGAAAACUUCUUUUGGGAAUUGGGUUUAAACCAAAGGAUACCAUGAAGUUGUUUUGUGAUAACAAGUUAGCAAGGGACAUAGCUGAUAACCCAGUACAGCAUGAUAGAACGAAGCAUGUAGAGGUUUGA
Prunus armeniaca (apricot) is the source of this 1815-nucleotide messenger RNA. NCBI's taxonomy places the organism in Eukaryota, Viridiplantae, Streptophyta, Magnoliopsida, Rosales, Rosaceae. The record is from the annotation of a GenBank genome assembly.